Messenger RNA from Lycium ferocissimum, 881 nucleotides. RefSeq lists its product as uncharacterized. The record is from RefSeq and is a predicted model, not a curated record. The coding region runs from base 72 to 692 and encodes 206 amino acids. The transcript has a single exon. Lineage: Eukaryota; Viridiplantae; Streptophyta; Magnoliopsida; Solanales; Solanaceae.
AAUAAGAACUCUUCCAGUUUUUUUCUUCUUUCUUCUUCCAGUUUUACUAUAAACUUUUGACAACAACAACAAUGGCGGCUACUACUCGUAGAUCAAGUGGACCAGUAAUCCGUUCACUUUCACCUGCCGGAAAAUUCUAUUCACCGAGUCAGAGAACGUCAAAGACUACCUCUUCGGCUUUUGCUUCUUCAACAUCCGGUUUUUCCACCGGUUCACACCCAAUUCUCAGCAGAUCAACUUCACCGAACCGCGUAAAUUUAUACAGUACCUCAAGCUCGAGGUCUUCGUCGUCAGUACGGUUCUCAUUGGACCGUGCGACUUCACCGAGCCGGUCUAUAUCAGCAGUGAACCGGAAUAAUCACAUCGUUAAGAACCAGAGUCAUAAUAAUCGUAGCGGUCAAAAGAAGGCGUGUAUGUGCUCACCUACUACACAUCCAGGUUCGUUCCGAUGUAGUCUACAUAAGCAUACGAGUCCUAAUACAAGCCGUAGUACGACGUCGUCGUACAGUUCGAACCAGUUGAAUAUGAGGAGAUCAGCUAUGACGAAUUCACUAGUCAGAAUCGGAACAGUAGAAGGUGAUUUGGUGAAGAGAGCGUUAGCGGCUCUGAUUCGUCCUUCGUCUCAUCAACAACGUCGCAGGGCUAAUUUCCAGUGUAGACCUAGCCGGCUCUCCGUCAUGUCCAAGGCCUGAGAUUAAAAUUUGACUUUAGGCCACUAAUUUGAAGGACUCAAGUGGAGGUCGGGAUGGAACGGUUUUUUUGUGUACUCUCCGGUGGCCGAAACCCUAAGAUCCGACUGUGUAUAGACUAGAUAGUUAAAUAUUUUUUUUUUUUACUAAUAACAUAUAAACAGAAUCCUCUAAAUUUUGGUAUUGCUGUCC